ACAGCCGACACAUUUCGUUAUGACCAAGUUAUGACCGUUUGUAAGGUGUUAGUUACUAUCUCUAUAUAGUGAUUGAAGAAUGAAAAUGAUGGCCGUUUUGCACUUCUACGAGUGAUUUCACGUCUUGGUUAGUAACGGUUCACCGCGAGCAACUGCUACAACUGUAACCGUCCUAAACUGGUUUUGACAACAGUUGCCUAGGUCGUUAGUGCUGCGCGUCGCUGUCCCAAAUACAAAUAUAUAUAACUAUAAUGGUUCGAUUCGACCAUGGUGGAGGUUUUUGUGUGGAAAACUCUGCUCAAUAAAGAAGGGGAUCUUAUUGAUCCAGAAGAAACUCUCAGGAAUAAAGUAGUAGGACUAUAUUUUUCUGCCGGCUGGUGCCCGCCUUGUCGAGAUUUCACCCCUAUUCUAUGCGAUUUUUACACGGAACUUGUCGAGGAGAGCGAGCCACCUGCACAGUUCGAAAUAGUUUUCAUAUCUUCUGACAAGUCAAGUGAUGAUAUGGUGGAAUAUUAUCAUGACAUGCACGGGGACUGGCUGGCCCUGCCAUGGACGGAUCAAUACAAACAUGAUCUCAAGAACAGGUACAAAAUCACAGCAGUCCCCAAGCUGGUUAUUGUGAAGGAGAAUGGAGACGUGAUCACAGACAAAGGCAGGAAACAGAUCCGGGACCAGGGCCUGGCCUGCUUCAGGAGCUGGCUCGAGGUGGCCGAAGUCUUCCAGAACUUUAAAGCUUCCUAGACAUUCUAAAAUACAUCAUUCUACAUUCUAGAGCAUCUUCCUGCUCCUAACCCAUAAAGACUGUUCUUAUUUAGCUGUCUAUUCUAAACUUCUGCACUAUAACGCAAUACUAUCUAUAUUCUAAACUUCUGCACUACAACGCAACACUUGUCUAUAUUCUAAACUUCUGCACUACAACGCAACACUGUCUAUAUUCUAAACUUCUGCACUACAACGCAACACUGUCUAUAUUCUAAACUUCUACACUACAACGUAACACUGUCUAUAUUCUAAACUUCUGCACUACAACGCAACACUGUCUAUAUUCUAAACUUCUGCACUACAACGCAACACUGUCUGUAUUCUAAACUUCUGCACUACAACGCAACACUGUCUAUAUUCUAAACUUCUACACUACAACGCAACACUGUCUAUAUUCUAAACUUCUGCACUACAACGCAACACUGUCUGUAUUCUAAACUUCUGCACUACAACGCAAUACUGUCUAUAUUCUAAACUUCUACACUACAACGCAACACUGUCUAUAUUCUAAACUUCUGCACUACAACGCAACACUGUCUAUAUUCUAAACUUCUACACUACAACGCAAUACUGUCUGUAUUCUAAACUUCUGCACUACAACGCAACACUGUCUAUAUUCUAAACUUCUACACUACAACGCAAUACUGUCUAUAUUCUAAACUUCUACACUACAACGCAACACUGUCUAUAUUCUAAACUUCUACACUACAACGCAAUACUGUCUGUAUUCUAAACUUCUGCACUACAACGCAACACUGUCUAUAUUCUAAACUUCUACACUACAACGCAAUACUGUCUAUAUUCUAAACUUCUACACUACAACGCAACACUGUCUAUAUUCUAAACUUCUACACUACAACGCAAUACUGUCUAUAUUCUAAACUUCUGCACUACAACGCAACACUGUCUAUAUUCUAAACUUCUACACUACAACGCAAUACUGUCUAUAUUCUAAACUUCUACACUACAACGCAAUACUGUCUAUAUUCUAAACUUCUACACUACAACGCAACACUGUCUAUAUUCUAAACUUCUACACCACAAUGACAAUGUCUUUUUUUCUAAUGAAUAGACAUGAGUGGCUUAUAUUUUCAGAAUACAUAUUUUGAGGCGUUUGGCUAUUUUUUAUAUUUUGUUUUAUAUGACUUAAAAUGCACAAUAAUGAUGAAAUCCUUUGCUGUCUGUUAACAGUCUGAUAGUUAUUGUGAAGUGUAAUGAUGUUAUGGAACAAUCAAGUCAGUGCCAUUCCUCAGUGUGCCAUUAGAAUGCUAAAAGAAAAGCCCACAGGAUAGAUAGUAUUUUCACCAUAGCUAAAUUGAAUCACAAUCAUUUUGUUUUCCUUGUAAAUUGGCAAGCUCUUUGACUUAGAUUAUGAUAGUCAACAGUCAGCGCUCAUCCAAGCCUGUCUCUAUAGAUUAUUAUCUAUAUGUUAUUAUAUGUUAUUAUAACAAAUCAUGCUGAUGUCAAAUAAUUGAAUAAUGUCCACUUGAUGGCUGUAAAAACUAACAAGGUAACGCUAAUGCCUUUGCACUUUAUUCCAGUGAUAUCCUUUUUACCACAGGAUGUCGCCAUAGACUCACUUAUAAGGCUACAUCCUCAGCUAUAGAUUGUAUGCUACAGCACUUCUCCCUCCCCCAUAGAGUUUCUGUUUUUCCACCUAUUAUCUUUUGUGAGAAAGCAUUUCAUGUAAACAAUAUAUUUGUAAGAAUAUUUUGAGAGAGUUGCUAUUGCAGUAUGUCAAACAGGGAAACUAGUUUGAGGGGGAUUUGACCAAAUGCUAAACUGAACUUGAUCCUUUGAAUUAAAAGAGGCUUGACAAAGUA
Molecule: messenger RNA, 2585 nt
Organism: Salvelinus namaycush (lake trout)
Lineage: Eukaryota; Metazoa; Chordata; Actinopteri; Salmoniformes; Salmonidae
Product: nucleoredoxin-like protein 2
Exons: 2
Coding region: 268-741 (157 amino acids)
Biological process (GO): photoreceptor cell maintenance; sensory perception
Source: RefSeq, a predicted model, not a curated record